Molecule: messenger RNA, 3233 nt
Organism: Colias croceus (clouded yellow)
Lineage: Eukaryota; Metazoa; Arthropoda; Insecta; Lepidoptera; Pieridae
Gene: eIF2Bdelta
Product: translation initiation factor eIF-2B subunit delta
Exons: 10
Coding region: 444-2246 (600 amino acids)
Source: RefSeq, a predicted model, not a curated record
UAAAACAUGUCAGCUGUCGCUCGUCUAAUCUGUCACGUCGACAGACGACAUUAUUUUGCACAUAUUUUGUCAUUUGAGUUCCAAUUUGAAACCAUUUUAUCAUCUUAUUAGGCUGAUAAUAAUAUGCUCAUAUUUUUCAUAAGAAAUAAGCUAUAAACGAAUAUCAACUUAUCACAGAUCAAACUGAAUAUACACAUUGUAUAAAUCAACAGCUGUAUACGUGCAUUGUUUUUGAUUAUCGAUCGUACCAGAAUACCUGUGUAGGUAUUACUAAACCAUCACAAAGAAGAAGAAGAAACAGACGUAAAGUACUUAGAAACGUAAAGACUAUCAAUAACAUAUUACCCCAGGUAAAUGAAGAUUGUGACGGCACCAGUGACAAAAUAAUCUCACCAUUCAAGCCAUACGACGAAAAUAUAAACUCAACAAAUUUGAAUCAUCCUAUGAUUGAUGAGUUGGAUAAAUAUUACAAGUCCUGUGCCAGUGUAAAAGAAGCAACGAAAAUGUCUGCAGAAGCUCCGAAGUCUCGUGACGAUGUUAAAGCUGCUAGGGAGGCGAAAAAGUUAGCGAAACAGAAUGCAAAAAAGAAGGGACCUGCUAAUGUAAAGAAAGAGGUGCCACAGGCUCCUGUGCCCGCUAAAGAUACAAAACCACAAACAAGUAAUGAAAAUGUAGUACAAGAAAAUAAGGAGGAAAAUCAGCCUCAAGGAGAUUAUUACACAAGUCCAUACACUAAUUUAAAAUAUCGCGUAAAGGAUAUGGAUGAAGUUGACAAAGCAGAAAUGAGAAUAAUAGAAGAAAAGAUAAAAGCAAUAAACGAGAAAGCCAAAGGGACUGUUGAAACGGAAAGUGGUGAAAAAGUUCCUGUUGGCAUGACCGUUGAUGACGUUGUUAACACUUUGAAAGAGAUUGUUAAUGUUGCGAAGGAAGUGGAGACAGUUACAGCCAUGGUACAUGCUAUGGAUGUGAAAAAGACAGGAGAAGCUGAAAAGAGUAAGGCUGAACUAAGAAAGGAGAGGCGUAUGAAACAAGAAGCCCAGCGUGCCGCAAAACAGGCCAUACAGAAAGAGGCAGUGAAAGCUGAACAAAAACAACAAAAGGAAGCUAUUGCAAAGACAAAGGAGAUUGCCGUUAAUAAGGAAAAAUCACCGAAACCAAAAGCUGUAGAAAAACCUAAAGUGAAGUCACAAAGCACACAAAAACUGAAUUGGUUCCAACAUCUCUCAGCGGAACAUCAUAAGGAGGCAUUGAAACAUAUGACAAUUAAUUCUAACCUACACCCUGCCGUAGUCAAAUUAGGAGUUCAAUUAGCUACUGGAGUAAUUACUGGAUCCAAUGCACGGUGUAUAGCACUGCUGGAUGCUCUUAAAAAGAUGGUCCGCGACUACAGUCUCCCCGCGCGAACCGAAUUCGCGCGCGGUCUUGAAGCCCAGCUCGCGGCGAGCCUCGGCUUCCUGUGGUCGCUGCGGCCGCCCGCCGCCGCGCAGAUCAACGCGCUCAAACACUUCCGCCACCAGCUGACGCAGCUGCCCAACAAUGUGGACGAGUUUGACGCCAAAAAAACGUUACAAGAAGAGAUAGAUAGAUACAUCCGGGAGCAGAUCGACAUGGCGGGUGAAGCGAUCAGUAUCACCGUACGGAAUAAAAUAUCUAAUGGCGACAAUAUACUUACUUAUGGAUGCUCAUCGCUAAUAGAACGCAUCCUCCGCGAAGCGCACGAGGCCGGCGUACAGUACAGGGCGGUGAUAGUCGGGCACCGACUGAACCGCGCUGCGACCGAAAUGUUGCGACGAUUAGUCGCAGCGGGAGUGGCCUGCACGUACGUGGAUAUAUCCGCGCUCAACUGUGUUAUGAAAUCUAUAAACAAAGUAGUGCUCGGCGCGAACUCGCUGCUCGCGAACGGCUCGGUGCUGGGCGCGGCGGGCACGCUGCAGGUGGCGCUGGUGGCGCGCGCACACAACGCGCCCGUGCUCGUCGCCUGCGAGACGCACAAGUUCUCCGACCGGGUGCAGACUGAUGCGUUCGUGUAUAAUGAGAUUGGCGAUCCAGACGCGCUCAUAGACAAAUCAGACGACAAUUCCCCGCUCAAGGAUUGGCGCACAAAUCCUAACCUCACUUUACUGAAUCUAACCUAUGACGUCACUCCGCCAAGCCUAGUCACAGCCGUGGUCACAGAACUAGCUAUAUUACCUUGCACUAGCGCUCCAGUGGUUUUAAGAUUCAAAACUUCAGAAUAUGGAAUGUAAUUUGACUAGCUAAAGUAAAGGGCAAAAGUAAUUAAUAAACGUUGGUACAACGUAAAUGUCAACAAAGCUCUAAUUCGAUAAAAAAAUAUCUGAACAAGGGUGCUGUUCCACCAGAAGCUAUGUGACCGUUUCCACUGAUGCUAAGCUAUAGAGCAGUGCGAGUAAGGUGUGUUAUGACGAUGCGUAGCUCGAGUUAAGGCCGGUUGCAGAGUUUGACCGACCAUCAGUGCGUACGUCAGUCGCGCUUGUCAUGUGUAUGGAAAUUCAUAAAACCGUUCAUAGCUAGACCGACCAUACGCACGCGUAUUGUCAUACGUAUAAUAGGUGCCACUCUACAUAGCUAUCUACACUAUUAGUGACCAUCUACAACACAAAUUAAUAGCACACACCUUUCCAUAUAAAAAAAGAGCGUGUGCCACGCACACGUGUCAGAAGAGAAACUUAUUUGGCACGAUUCAAAGAUCCAAAAUCGUCGUUUUACUCUAUGACGUGCUGGUAUUGCCAUGAAACUACUUUGAAAUUUCAAAUUUCACUCUCAACGCGCCGAAGUUUCACUUCAAAAUGUUAAGUGUUAACCUAUGUGCAUCAAUAAAUAAUAAAUAAAUAAAAUAUAACUUUAUUUGUCUCAUCACAACAUUAGGUAAAUAGAUACAUUGCUUGCAAAUCAAUGAAUAUGAUUGGUGAAUAUCAAAUGCAUCCACAGCAACAUAGCAUAGCAAAUCUCUGGUGGAAAAGCACCCUGAGUUGUUUGUACUGUAUAAUAUUCAUGUGCAUGUUCAUUUAAUUUAAUAUUUUGUAAGAAAAUAAAAUUAUAAUGUAUUUGUACAAAUAUUGUCAAAUAUUAUUUAAGGACAGUAAAUCCGUUUUGUAAAAAAUCUUUGUCUAUUACUGUCUAUACUUGGUCUAUAGUCUAUACCUAUAGUUUUAAUUAUUGUACAUGCUCAACUUUCUAAAUGUUAAAAAAUAAAAAUAAAUAAAAUGUCUUCA